Molecule: messenger RNA, 754 nt
Organism: Didymodactylos carnosus
Lineage: Eukaryota; Metazoa; Rotifera; Eurotatoria; Philodinida; Philodinidae
Source: the annotation of a GenBank genome assembly
AUGGACUAUCUCUUAAGAGUCUUCGAUAGCGAAACAGUUACAGCAAUUAUACAAGAUAUAUUGAAAAGAGCUAAAUCAAAUGAUCCGCAAACCAAAGAAGCCUAUAUCAGAUCGGACAAUGCUGGUUGCUACCACUGCGCUCAGACACUAAUAUCAUUACCACAGAUAUCAAAAGCAACAGGCAUUACAAUAAAACGGAUAGAUUUUUCGGAUCCACAAGGAGGAAAAGGUGCGUGUGAUCGUUUUGCUGCGGUCAUUAAAUCUCAUAUCAGAAGAUAUUUGAACGAAAAACAUAAUAUAACAACUGCUGAAGAAUUUGUUCAUGCAUGUCGUUCAUAUGGUGGGAUAAAUGACAUGCAAGUAAUUGAAUCUCGCCUUAUAGCCACAAAUGAAAAGAAUAAAUACAAAUUCUCAGGUAUAACUACAUUGAAUAAUUUUGAAUUUGAGCCAUCUGGUGUGCGAGUACAUCGAGCUUGGCAAAUAGGUGAUGGAAAAUUAAUACCAUGGAAAGAUUUAAUUCAACAAGCUCCAACAAUUAGCCUGAUUGAUUGUGUUAAAGAACCCACUAGUAUCCAAUGGUCACAUACAACACGAACAACCACACUACCAAAAUCUGAUAAAUCAACAAAACAAAAGGAUGAAGAUACAGUCAAAGACGCUGAUGACCCACAUAUGGCUUUAUAUGACUGUAUUGAAGAGGGAUGUGUACAAAAGUUCUUGAAAUACGGUAAUUUUGUUCGUCAUCUAUUGGCCG